AUGAAGUGUGAUGUGCCCUUUUCAUCGGCUUUCAUGAGAACCCUCCACACUCCACGCCGGCUUUCUCACCCCCUCACGCCCUGCAACCUUGUGCUCAGAAUGUUGAUCCGUCUGCCAUAUUUUUACGCAGUCCUCAAUCUCUGGAUCUUGUCACUCCCUCUUGCCCCGUGGGAUCCGUCUGCUACCUCCCUGGUUCAAGUAUUUCGCUCGACCCCUGCCACCCCAUCUGUGCUGCUCGAGGCGUUAUUUCCCACACUCAAGCCAUUGCAACAUGGACCACGCUUCUGGUACAACCUACCGUCAGCCAACUAG
Protopolystoma xenopodis is the source of this 312-nucleotide messenger RNA. Lineage: Eukaryota; Metazoa; Platyhelminthes; Monogenea; Polystomatidea; Polystomatidae. The record is from the annotation of a GenBank genome assembly.